AUGGCUACUGUUGGGGUUCUUCUAAUUCUACUACCUGUAGCAUGGACUUGUUCUCCCCAGAAAGCAGACUACGUGAUGGUAUCGUGUUUCCCAAAUGCCGUCAUUGCUAACGUGCCUGAGUGUCCCUAUGGCUGGGAGAUCAGUCAGUUGUCCCUUGGAGGCAUGUGUUAUACAGGGAUGAACACUCCAGGCUAUUACCGUUUUGUCAUUCCAGACUUGACUCCCAAAAAUCACUCCUACUGUGGCACACAGGCAGAGUAUAUUGGUGGCAAAGACCCAAAGUACGUCUUCUACAACUCCAUAGUGUCCAAUGACACUUUGCUUACGGUUAGAAACCAGCCUGUCAACUAUACGUUCAGCUGCACCUACCGGGCCGCCUAUCUGGUCAACAAUGCAGUGUUCAGCCAAAGAGUGGCUACAGUUUAUGUCAACAAUGGAAGUUUAGGCACUUUUAGUUCACAGUUGUCUAUGAAUGUGUUUACGAACUCAAAGUUCUUAUAUGCCAAAGAUGCCCCCUAUGUGAUUGAAACAUCUGAGAUUGGCUCUGAGGUUUUUAUUGGAAUUGAGGCAAAAGGACUGAGCAACAGAUUUAAAGUGGUCAUUAGCAACUGCUGGGCCACUCCUACCCCUUACUCAACUGACAGAAAGAGGUGGAGCCUCAUAAUCAACAGCUGUUCAUCUGACAACACUGUGACUAUUUUUGAGAACGCCAAAGAUAGCCGUUCCAUGUUUAAGUUCAACUCAUUCCGCUUCCAGCGUCAGGAGAAGGUGUCAACUGUAUGGCUGCAUUGUGAGGUUCAGGUUUGUGAUGGAGAGAAGCUUCUAUGUGAGCCAAUGCCAUGCACAGCCAGAAGUUUCACAAUACAUGCAGAGCCAAGUGGGGGUAUCCUCACUACUGAGUUCCAUGUUAAAGGCACUCGAUGUUUCCUGUGUUUAGUCCUCAUUAUACUAGGUUGUGUAAAUGUACCAGGUCUUUGA
Molecule: messenger RNA, 978 nt
Organism: Hypomesus transpacificus
Lineage: Eukaryota; Metazoa; Chordata; Actinopteri; Osmeriformes; Osmeridae
Gene: tectb
Product: tectorin beta
Exons: 10
Coding region: 1-978 (325 amino acids)
Cellular component (GO): cell surface
Source: RefSeq, a predicted model, not a curated record